GAUGUUUAUUUUGUAACAAGCGCCGUGCUCAAUCAUUUUAGACAUGUCGGACGUCCGAUGAAGACGUUAAAAUUUUUUAAGUCAUUCUGAUAUACUAACCAUGUUUUCCCGAGCCGCAAAAUCAGUCGUGAACUCCCUUGGAUCACGCCGGAUUCACAUUAGCGAAAAGAAUUUCACAAAGAUUACUCUAAUUGCCGGCGCUGGAAAAAUCAGUCACAACCUAUCCCAGUUAUUAAGAAAUAGUGCAAAAUUGAAUGCCCUAGCGUUAUACGAUGUGGCAGCUGUCAAUAGACCUUUGCCGAAUUACAAUUUCUAUGAUGAACAGUCAUUAAAACCUAUCCCAUUAGAAAUGUUAACAAUGGAGAAGAAAUCUUGUUCGGGCGAAGAUAGUCAUUCAAAUGCAGCAAUUAAUAAUGCGACACAAGCAGACAAUAAUAAUCAUCAAGGAAAUAAUGGAAAGAGUCAGACAGAGAAACUUGUAGAAGCUCUUUAUCGUUUACCAAUAGCUGAAGAAGCUCCAGCAUUUAACAAUCCAUUGAUAUCUAUUGAGGAAUUAAUGCCAAAGUUACAAUCAAAAGAAGAAAAUUCUGCUAGGUUGAAAACUGCUAGGUUUCGAGAAUCUGGAAUAACAGCCGAAGCAGUCAAGAAGUUAAUGUUCGUACAAAUGAAUGGUUUCCUGAAAAAUCUACCGAGAACCUUCUUUGACACCGAGAUCUUUGGAACAGGAGGAUUAGGAUUUAAUCGAUGGAACCAUAAAAUCUGUUCAAUGAAUAUGCUCAACUCAUGCUUGACUUGCAUAAGAGAUUUUAGUUCCUGCAAGAACGAGCCUGGAAACAUCCUUUUAAGGCAUAAAGCAUUCGGUUCGAUUCACGAAAAAUUAAGAAAACCAUUUUUAAAGCGUUCGUUCAUGACAAAAUGUAAACUACCGCUUCCAAGUAAACCAGCGUCAACAAUGUCAGUCUACUAUUCGACGGCCCUGCCCUUUAGUCUACCAUCUUUCAAAUCGUAUUCAUUUAAUAAGAAAUAUGUUCUACCAUCGCUGCCUUGUCAUCACGAAUCAAUCAAUUUGCUACGCUUCGAUUUAUAUCUUAAAUUCGUCAAGAAGCCGCCAUUUCCAAAAAUUCAUCGUGAAAAAGAUUCACGAUUUCUGGAACAUCCGAAAACCUUAAAGUCAUUAACACCUUCUAAGUGUCUCAAAUAUCUAUUAAAGCGAAAACUUCUACCUCCGAGAUUUUGCAAACAAUAUUCUUCAUCACCUCCUACGUCUUACUUAUCUUGUCGCCACUCGCUUUCGCAAGAUGUUUCCAAACGUAUGCAGAAAGCAUUCAAGAGGCUUUCAAAAUUACAGGGAAGCAAAACACCUAAGACGUUCAUUCAUCGCGAUCCCAUUUUCUUGCAUAGCGUUCACCGACGAGGAUUUCACAGCUCUUUGUUCCCGCUCGCCAAAUCAGACUCCACCAAGCCUCCCGCUUGCGAGAAGAUGGAUAAAAUUUGCAAGACCGAGGUGACCGAGGUGAAGAAGACCGAUGAGUGCGGUCGACCUUGCAAGAGAAAGAGCGACAUUUGCAGCGAAAAGAGGGUCAAGUGCGAUAAGUCGCAGCGAAACAACGAGAAGGCGAAACAAACACCGAAGACAGAAAAUAAAAUCGUGGAUCCCGAGUGCAAGAAGACUUGCCUGCCGAUAGGCAAAUGCGUACUGCCGCACCUUGUCCCACCGCCGAAGAUGGAGUACGCGAAGGUAACGUGUCCCCCGUUGAAGUUCGUGAAACCUAACCUGUGUCCGUUGAUAUCCUUCCCGAAGGAUGAUAAAUCUCACGCGGAGAUUAAACAGACCGUCACUCGAAAGAAGCAAAUAUGUGCUCCGCCACCGCUGCCGAAGCCACCGUACGCACCUAUCGUGCUCUGUCCCUGUCCACCACCGCGCAAAGUACACCCCGGUGCGUGUCCGUGCUAUGAGGCGAAGGUGGUCGCUAAGCGAGCCUCGAAUCAACCGUGUCCGAAGAAGAAAAAAUACCCCUGCCCCACUGGCGUGCACCUUUGUCCUCCGCAGGUGAAGCCGUGCAAUCUAAAACGGGAGACUAGCUGUGAACGUAGGAAGGGGAAGAAGGCAUCGGCAUCUUGAAGAAUCGCACAAGAAAUAUGGAGCACAACAUUGGUUAUUAUUUUUUGGUUACAUUAUAGUCUAGAAAAAUUUUUAACAGAAAAGUUAAUCUAUACAUUGAAGGAGUUUCAAAUGCCAAAUAAUUAAAAAAAAUUGAAUAUUGUUUUGAAUUAUUUUACGAGAAUAAUUAUUUUACGUACAAAAUGUCGAUCUAUACAUGUAAAUUGCUUUUUGUCAAAGAUGUCGGUAUUUCCAUGAAAUAAUGACUGAUUAUUGUUCAACUAUGUAUGGACAUUGUGCGAAUUUUGUUUUUAUCAAGUAAUGGAAUGGUAAAAGGAACCGGUUUUAUAGAAAAAUCUUAAGGCGAAAAUGAGCAUAAAUGUGCGCAACCGUGAUUUCUGCGAGAUCUAUGAAAUUAGAGAUUCGGUCUCCUGGAUCGAUAAUUGUCAACAUUUAAGGCCGACUCGUUCAUCUUCCGUCAGCUCUGCGAUUAAUAGUGUAUCCAUUUCUCCGUUCAAUAAUUUUAUUUUAUCUUACUUGUAAUUUUUUUUUUUCAAGGAAGCACCACUGAUCGCGAGAGUUUAGUGCAAGGUGAAUAAACCGGCUGUCGAUGCAUGUUGCUUGUCGCGUGACUAACGGAUUAUCUAUUCUAAAAUUAUAUAUGCUGAUAAUGCUAAUGCGUGUGCAUGUUUCAGCGUAACAUAGAAAGAUUAUAACUAUAAAUGUUAGCUGCAAUUCAAUAAAUGUGUGUAAUAUUUAUGGAAAAAUUAACUUAAAAAUAUAAACAUCGUGCAAUAACGUCCACAUGUUAUAAAAUAAAUUUGUCGUGGACGAUUUGAAAAUUGUUGUACAUAAAAUUUUAAUUUACACAUUUUUUAUGAAUUAUAUCAGCAUAAAAAAUGAUUAAUUUAAACGAUUAAUUUAAUUAAAAGAGUUAAAAGAAAGAUUUCUUUUGUUACUUUGAGUAGAAGUUUGUUGGUCAUGCGGCAUCCGAUGUGCAUUUUAUUAAUUUUUUUUAAAGAAAAGUUCAAGUCUAAAUUUAAAUAGAUCUCGCAGCUAAUUAUACAAGCGAAAUAUAUUGUUUACCCUUUGCACGCAUUCCACGGAUUAACAUCCUAAUGCUCUUGCGGAAAAGCGGAUAAAUAUAGCCGACUAAUCGAUACGAAUGAAUCUGCCAUUAAAUUUAUGGAACGAGCUUGAGAAUUAGAUUUAUAUCUUUUUCUAUUAUUCAGUAUUUUUUUUAACAUAAAACAUAGAUGUACAAGAUGAUAAAUGCUAGUGAAUAGUUAAAAAAAAUAUUUGUCAAUAAAAUUGAAUUAGACUCAAAUCUUUUUCUGUUAUUUAGUUUCUCUCAUAUAAAACGUAUACAAGCUGAUAAAUGCUUAUGGAAGAAUUAAAAAAAAAUGUUUAUCGAUGAAAUUGAAACAAAUUUGUAAUAUAGAGACAGGCUUUUAGAGUUUAUACAUUAUAUACAUGUAGAAACACUUCAACUGCACGUUUAUCGAUCGAUUAUGUAUUCCCAUUUCAUCAGCAACCCACAUUUUGUAAAUAAAAUCUUGUCUAUUAAUAUUAUUUAA
Wasmannia auropunctata (little fire ant) is the source of this 3678-nucleotide messenger RNA. RefSeq lists its product as uncharacterized. The coding region runs from base 101 to 2122 and encodes 673 amino acids. The record is from RefSeq and is a predicted model, not a curated record. The transcript has 6 exons. Lineage: Eukaryota; Metazoa; Arthropoda; Insecta; Hymenoptera; Formicidae.